Artibeus jamaicensis (Jamaican fruit-eating bat) is the source of this 1893-nucleotide messenger RNA. RefSeq names its product polypeptide N-acetylgalactosaminyltransferase like 5 (gene GALNTL5). Gene Ontology annotation, biological process: spermatid development. Gene Ontology annotation, cellular component: Golgi apparatus. Lineage: Eukaryota; Metazoa; Chordata; Mammalia; Chiroptera; Phyllostomidae. The record is from RefSeq and is a predicted model, not a curated record.
AUGAGAAAUGUCAUAGUUCAGUGUCUGCUCUGUGGGUCCUUGGUAUUUGGGACAUGGACGGCACUGCUCUGUGUGUAUUUUCACCACGACCACGAGAGCGAUGGGCAGGUGGAAAGCCGGGAGCCUACCUCUGUCUGGUCCCUUGGAAAAAAACUGCAGCCGCCAAUUAUCCAUGGCCCAGGGCAGAUACCAGGAUACUCUGUACUAGAGGAAAGACCCAAUGAGAAUGAAAGCAAAGAAUGGAUAGAUACAGAUGUUAAGCUUAUGGACCCAGAACUUCUUCAUGACUUUAGGAAGUAUGGCUUUAAUACCAUGAUAAGUAAAAACUUGGGCAAAGCAAGACCUGUGCCAGAUACCAGGAAUAAAAUGUGCCAUCAAAAACAUUACCUGACCAAACUACCCACUGCCAGUGUUGUCAUUUGUUUCCACAAUGAAGAAUUUAAUGCCUUACUUCGGACAGUGUCCAGCAUCAUGAGUUUCACCCCACACCAACUCCUUGAAGAAAUUAUUCUGGUGGAUGACAUGAGCAAAUUUGAUGAUUUGAAAGAAAAGCUGGACUGUCACCUGGAGAAGUUUCGGGGAAAAGUUACACUCGUAAGAAACCGGAGGAGAGAGGGGCUGGUCCGAGCGAGGAUGAUCGGAGCGGCGCGUGCCUCAGGGGACGUGCUGGUGUUUAUGGACAGCCACUGCGAGGUGAACAGAGUGUGGCUGGAACCCUUGCUGGAUGCCGUCGCCAAGAACCGCAGGAUGGUGGUGUGUCCCAUCAUAGACGUCAUUGACACCAUGACCUUGGAAUACAAGCCCUCCCCUGUCGUAAGAGGAGCUUUCAACUGGCACCUACAAUUUAAAUGGGAUAAUGUUCUGUCUUAUGAGAUGGACGGACCAGAGGGGCCCAUCAGACCCAUCCGGUCCCCUGCUAUGUCUGGAGGAAUUUUUGCUAUAAAUCGGCAUUAUUUUAAUGAGAUUGGACAGUAUGACAAGGACAUGAACCUCUGGGGAGGAGAAAAUUUGGAACUUUCACUGAGGAUCUGGAUGUGCGGGGGGCAGCUCUUUGUGCUGCCCUGCUCUCGAGUUGGACACAUUGUUAAGCACAGCACCGAAAAUCACACCGAGCUUUUCAGAGCCCUGGUGCAUAACAACCUCAGGCUGGUGCACGUUUGGCUGGACGAAUACAAGGAGCAGUUCUUUUUACAAAGGCCUGGUCUGAAAGCCGUUCCCUAUGGAAACAUCAGCCAGCGUGUUGAGUUAAGGAAACGACUGGGUUGCAAGUCAUUUCAGUGGUAUUUGGACACUAUCUUCCCGGAACUGGAGAUCGAAGGGCAACCAAUGAAAACACGUGGUUUCAUCAAUAAAGGGUGAAAAAGCCCCCGAGUCCUCCCACACAGAGAACAGAGUACAGGUUUGGAACAGCAUGCCAUUAUAUGAAAUGCAACAGGAAAUACAACCAGAGGAGUCCACACCGGAACCUUUUUCCUUUCCUCUAAUGCUAGCACUUAAUACGUGGUCUCUCCUCUGCCACUAAAAUUCUGGGAGGGCAAGACCUUGAACCUUAGAAAUGCACACUGCUGCGCAGACAGUGACCUCCAGUGGUUUGCUACACUCACACUCGGUCCUGGGAGGGCCACAGGGACGGCCCCACUCCUGGAGGCUUCGCCAUUUCUAGUCCUACCCCAGACGUGUGACCUGGCCCAGUGGUCUCUCUGCAGGACACUCACAGAGAGCCUUGGUAGGCUGUACCCACUUCCGUUUGGUCUCAUUGGACCCCUUUCUUGCUGCCCAUGUGGAUUCUGGCAUUGACGUCUUGCUAAGCUGUGUUCCUGAGUGUCUGCCAUCAGGUCCACUUGCCUGGGGGCCCCGGACCACAUCCCUUUUGUCCCUGUCUGCCCUUCAGUC